Osmerus eperlanus (European smelt) is the source of this 1873-nucleotide messenger RNA. Its product is annotated as Na(+)/H(+) exchange regulatory cofactor NHE-RF2-like. NCBI's taxonomy places the organism in Eukaryota, Metazoa, Chordata, Actinopteri, Osmeriformes, Osmeridae. Gene Ontology annotation, molecular function: signaling receptor binding; protein-membrane adaptor activity. Bases 651 to 1865 code for a protein of 404 amino acids. The transcript is spliced from 6 exons. Gene Ontology annotation, biological process: protein localization to plasma membrane. Gene Ontology annotation, cellular component: apical plasma membrane. The record is from RefSeq and is a predicted model, not a curated record.
GUGCAUGGCCAACUGCGUUCCCGUGCCGUAACUGCGGUAAAUAUAGCAUCAUGUGUUGGUUGGAUUCGCUUUGUCGGUGCUUGGAGUCAUUUGCCAUUGACGGCGAGAGUUUGCUUACCGGAAGAUGAUAAUAAUUGCGGGUGUGUGUGUGGCAGAGAUGUAGUGGGUGGAGUCGCGAGACUGACCGGUGAGGGACGGGCUGGGACGUAAGAGCACCUGUUGCUAUUUUGGUGCUCUUAAAAAAAACGCACACACCCACACACACACACACACACACUGAUCUGAAAGACGGACUGUAAAGCGCGUGUCUAAUCUCUGAUCUUCUCCAGAGGAACAGUAUAGAACCGAAGCAUUACGCGCGUGGUAUCAACAGUCUUACUUUUUUUUAAACUUUUUUUUGUGUUUCAGAUAUCCUAUCAUUCGGAUUUUGUUUAUUUGACCUGAACUGCCUGGAUUAUGUGACCGUGGCGUCUGAGGGUAUCAUGCUACACGAUGUAGGCCUUUUGGCGGCCACAAUGUGCGAUCCUGGACUAGGAUUAAAUCAGGUGUGGUAGUUAGCUACCUCUCUGGAGCUAAACUCUUUCCCCAGCUCACCUCGAGAGAAAACCAAAACCGACUCUAGACGUUUCCCCCCCCCCGGGAGUGCUAGGAUGGAUAGCGAAAUGAGACCGAGGCUUUGUUUUCUAACGAAAGGAGCGCGCGGGUAUGGGUUUCACCUCCACGGGGAACGGAAUAAAGGCGGUCAGUUCAUACGGAAAGUGGAACCCGGUUCUUCGGCCGAUUUAUCUGGGCUGCUCGCUGGGGACCGGGUGGUUGAGGUGAACGGGGAGAACGUGGAGCACGAGACGCACCACCACGUGGUAUCCUGUAUCCGUGUGCAGGAACACAGGGUGAGGCUCCUGGUGGUGGACCGCAUCACGGAGGACUUCCUGUCCUCCCACGGCCUGCCCUGCUCCGAGGCGCUGGCCGUGCACCUGGGCACCCUCUCCCCUCGCACCUCCCCCCCGCCCCCCCCCCGCACACCCCCCGCCGCACCCCACGACGGCGCCCGACCCCGCCUCGGACGCAGAGGCUGCUUCUUCACCUCGUUUCACUUCCUGUCUUUCUCCAACGUUAACUUCCUCAUUGUUUCACAGUCAAGGCUGGAGUUGUCGGGGUUACCGACGACGACGAAGACGGAACUCGUCCCCCGGUUGUGUCACCUGGUGAAAGGGGUUCUGGGAUACGGCUUCAACCUGCACAGCGACAAGACCCGGCAUGGCCAGUUCAUCAGGUCCAUUGACCCCGACUCACCAGCCCAGCUCGCUGACCUACGACCUCUAGACAGGCUAGUGGAGGUGAACAGGGUGAACAUCGAGGGACUGAGACAUUCCGAGGUGGUGGCGCUCAUAAGGGGCGGGGCCGAGGAGACACGCCUCCUGGUGGUCGACCCGGAAACGGACGAGCUCUUCAAGAGGCUGGGGGUCACGCCCACAGAAAGUCACAUCAAAGAGGUUUAUGUUGAUGAGCCAGAGAGCGAAAGCGUCCCGCCCACCCCCCUCCCCUACAUGGACCCACCAAUCAUCAACGUGACCCUGAUGGAUCCACCAAUCACAAUCAACUCUCCCAAGUUACGGACCAAUGGGAGCUCAGCAUCCCAGUCCUCCAGCGGCUCAACCACCCAAUCAGAGUUCAGCAGCUCAGAUAUGAGUAUUCAGAUCCCAGAGGACGAGGAGCGGUGUGUGUUAGACCACUUCCUGGACAGCGGUCUGCGUUUGAGCCCCACUGCAGCCGAGGCCAAGGAGAAGGCCCGCGCCAAGCGCAGCAAGAAGACAGCGCCCCCUAUGGACUGGAGCCAGAAACAGCAGAUCUUCAGCAACUUGUGACCUGGGAG